CCUAAUUGUGAUAGUUCCGGAGGGAGGGUGAUAGAACAGCCGGCGCUGGCAACAAGACACGCGGGUUGUUGGGCUUCUGUCCGCCGAAAUUCGGAAUUUCUCGGCUUUAUUUCGCCCAAAUCGUGGACAAGUGGUAGCCCAAGGCCUUCCCUCGCUCUCUUAGUCCCAGGAAACGGAAUAGAACCCGUGACCACCAGAUUGAAUCUCCCGGCAUCGCGGAGAUAGUUCACCACAGACUCGCUCGGUGGGAUUCGAACCAUUGACCUUGGGUGCACCAGACGUAGUUGGAUCGGGUUGAUACCGUAUUUUGGUAAUCGAUCGUCCAGAGACGUGUCCCCGGGAAAGCCGAUCUCUGUUGAAGAUGUCUGCAGCCGAGCAAGCCGGGACGUCUUCAAGUUCUUCCUCCAACUCUUCCCGAAGGCCCAAGGACCAGAGAGACAACAACCUUAAGCUGCUCAAGUCCACCAAGGCGCUGUCCACCAGCGCUAAGAGGAUCCAGAAAGAGCUGGCAGAAAUCACGCUGGACCCGCCGCCCAACUGCAGUGCUGGUCCAAAAGGAGACAACCUGUAUGAAUGGGUGUCCACCAUCCUGGGGCCGCCUGGGUCUGUGUACGAGGGCGGAGUUUUCUUCCUGGACAUCCACUUCUCACAAGACUAUCCCUUCAAACCUCCUAAGGUGACAUUCCGGACUCGUAUCUACCACUGUAACAUCAACAGCCAAGGUGUGAUCUGUCUGGACAUACUGAAGGACAACUGGAGCCCCGCCCUCACCAUCUCCAAAGUCCUGCUGUCCAUCUGCUCACUGCUAACUGACUGCAAUCCAAAUGAUCCUCUAGUUGGAACGAUCGCGACACAGUACACCAACACGAGAGACGAACAUGACAGGAUAGCUCGCCAAUGGACCAAGAGAUACGCCACGUAAUGCAGCGUGCUCCACUCUCCAAGCCUAUCCUUUUUCCUCUUAUAAAAUAAUGGCUGGACUAUGACAGAGUGCUUUACUAACCAAUCUCAAGCCAGACUUUGUAAUGCUUAGAACUCGUGUACAUGUAGUUUAAACUGUGCUAAUGUUGUACAAAAAAACAGUGUCUGUAAAAUCUUUUCGUCUUGUCACUUUAACAUGAUAGUCUUUUAUAUUGUAGACAAUUCUACACAAUGUUUGGACCUUUCUUGCCUUUGGACAACACCAAGUAGUGUCUGAUUUAAAAGUCAUCCUUCCAAAUACUGUGUAGACUUUGUCUCAAUAGUUGCAAUACCAAGUGUUCAGUGAAGUGUGGAACUUCAGUAAGCUUUUGAAGCCUAUUAUAUAUAUGGAGAAAAACAGAAUGGAAUCAGGUAAGCUUAAACAUAACUUUCACAAAACACAAAUGUUUGUAAAUUUAGCUCAAGUUUGUUCAAAGACAAGUGUAAAGAAUGACUUUUUUCACCGAUAACAUUAAUUGAACAACAAAUCCUUAAUGUUUGCAUCAAAACUACAUGUAACUGCAUGCAGGGAAUGUUAUGCCACAACAGCUCAAGUACAGAGAAUUGUAGAAAUGUUUGUUAUAUAAUAGUACAAGCAUGUGUAUCACAUGUCUAAGUAUAGGAUCAUUGUAAGCACUGUGUCUACAUUAGGCUAGAAGUCUGCACAAUAUGGUAAUCUUAACUACACAUAUCACUGCUCAGGACAGGUUCACUUAUAAAGGAGAGAAAAACUUGAUGCAUUAAAAACAUAUAUCUUUAUUGAGAAGAAGUGCUUUGCUACGGGUCAAUACUUUAGUUUAUUACAGCUGGCAAAAAGCUACUACCAUAUGUCAUGUACAUUGUGAGGGUAGAGAAAGUG
Messenger RNA from Branchiostoma belcheri (Belcher's lancelet), 1819 nucleotides. RefSeq names its product ubiquitin-conjugating enzyme E2 E1-like. Gene Ontology annotation, cellular component: nucleus. Gene Ontology annotation, molecular function: ubiquitin conjugating enzyme activity. The record is from RefSeq and is a predicted model, not a curated record. Lineage: Eukaryota; Metazoa; Chordata; Leptocardii; Amphioxiformes; Branchiostomatidae. Gene Ontology annotation, biological process: protein polyubiquitination. The transcript is spliced from 6 exons. The coding region runs from base 362 to 922 and encodes 186 amino acids.